CACCGAAGAAAAUCCCUCUAAAAUUCUAAAUCCCUCUUUUUGUAUAUAUAAAAAAAAAAAAAAAGGUCGGGACAAAAUCAGAACAGCCAACACCAUGGAAGAGGUUGAUCGAUUGUUUGAGUGCUUCAAGUGCGGAUUCUCUCCUCCACAAUCUGCAUUUAGAGAAAGAAAAAGAAGAAAAAGUAAAUUGAAGCAUGGAAGUUCGCCUUCACCUUCUGGAAUUCUAUCUCCGGGAUCGGCUGGAAAAAUACACGAAAUACCUACACAUCUACAGCUCUCCAUUGAGAAAUCUGAUUCACCAUCAGUUAGAAAAAACAGAAGGAAGCAGUUCUCUCCGAUCGUAUUCUACGGGUCUCCACAUGGUGUUCCCCCAAAGAGACCAUCCAGCUUGUUGCAAUUAUUACAUCAAAUACGUGUCGAUCUCACUGAACAGAAUAAAUUUAGCUUGAGGAAGGAAAUAUGGGCUACAUUUCCGAGGCAGGAUGAAGCAAUAAAGUUUGCCAAAGGGCAUGAGCAUGUUCAUGUUUUUAGUUAUCAAGACCACUUUAACGGUCAAAGAAGGUUUCUUGUCUCAACGUACAAAUAUUUUUGGCAAAGGUAUAAAAACAUGGAUUCCAAAUUUCGGCAUCAUUAUGAAGUGAUUCAAGAGGGUUUACCGUGCCACCUUUACUUCGAUUUGGAGUUCAAUAGGAGAGUGAACAUAGACAAUAAUGAAGAUGAAAUGAUUGAUCUCUUGUUGUCAAUCAUUUUCAAAGCCUUCCAUGAAAAAUACUCCAUUCAAGGAAACCUGGACUGGAUAGUUGAGCUUGAUUCCUCCACUGAGGAAAAGUUUUCUCGUCACUUAAUCAUCCGCAUACCAAAGGCUGCUUUCAAGGACAACUCACAUGCAGGUGCAUUUGUUGCUGAGAUAUGCUCUCGGAUUCUAAUUGAGAGGCAAAGUGAUGGAAGAUUUGAUAAACUGUUUGUGAAAAAAGAUUCAAGCUCCACUACAUCCUCAAGCCAACUUUUUGUUGACACUGCUGUUUAUUCUAGAAAUCGUUGCUUUCGUUUAGCCCUAUCUUCAAAGGCCGGGAAGAGUUCUGUGCUUUUACCUACAGGGCGGUUCAAAUGUAAGGACAUGCUGUGUGAGGAAGACAUGUUCAUGGCAUCCUUGAUCUGCAAUAUGGAUAUCGAUUGCGAGAAGCUUCUAGUCUGCAAAAUGGAGUUAGAUUGUGUGAAGACCCUACACUUUGGUACAGAGGUAAAUCAUAAUUUUGCCACGAAUUGUGUUGCCUCGCAAGAAUUUCCAUUGAGUGCUUGCACAAGUGAUCUUACAACAACAUACUUCCUGGGAAAGUCGCCAUUUCCGGCACUUGACAAAUUUGUUGAAUCCAUCGCCUCCAUUGGCAAUGUAUCAGGAAAAAUCCGAAGCUGGUAUUGGUUUUCAGAAUAUGGACUGAUGGUCUACAGCAUGUCUAGAAAUAGAUACUGUGAACGAAUUGGUCGACAGCAUAAAAGCAAUCAUGUGAUGUACAUUGUUGACCUGAGAAGGGCUGUAUAUUAUCAGAAAUGUCAUGAUCCUGACUGCAGAGGUUACCGGUCUCCUCUGCGAUUGAUCCCAGAUGACAUCACUCCUGAUCCUUCAUUGUUCUUUGACUCUAAUCAUACAGCGAAUCAUGGUGGCCCAACAUUAAAUAACCCUGACCAUCAAUUUCUUGAUAAUGACGAGAAAAAUGUCUUGCUUCACAAUGAUGAAAACUUUAUAGACAGCUUCAGCAAAGAUUCUUGGUGGCUUGAAGCCUCUAGAGUUGCAGAGGAUAUCGAAAAUAAGAAAAAUUCUAAACUCAGCAACAUGGAGACGAUUGAUGAUGAAGAUGAUGAGUGGUGGAUGGCUGUAGAAAGGACUGCAUCCCAGGCUGAAUUAAACCUCUUCAACUAAAAUGGGGUUGAAGCAGUUGGUUGAUGUGUAAUACAGUCAUAAGUUGUGCAAGUGUCCCACAUUUCUUUUGAAAAAGAGUGUAGUUUGAUAUUUAAAAAUUAAUUUUUUUAUGUGGAUCUCAUAUUUAUUUACUUUUUUCAAAAAGAGUGUGUGGUGCUUGCAUAACUCAUGAUUGCAAAUAUCAUCUCUUUUGGUUGAUAAACAUUACUAUGGUCUUGAUGGAAGAUACAUUAUGCGGUUUCCUUACUCUGGAAGCAAUAGUUUUGGUGACUUAUGGGGAUUGCCUUGCAAUUUGAAUUGCCGCCAAUGUUGGGGUUCCAUGAUGCAAGACAUAAACACCAACUAACGUGGCAGCAGCAUGUGAUUGUUUUCUGGUAGAUCCUGUGAAGUGGAAAGUUGUGAUCUCCAGCCAAGCACUAUCAGGAUCAGCUCAUGAGCACCAUUUUCAACGGCUAAAUUAUCGCGUCAACAAACCAUUUGAUUUGUUUCCCGAUUUUCUGAUUUACUUCCCGUUUUUUCGAUUGUUUCUUUUUCUUGAUCAAUAAUUUUCCUAUUAUAUAUUAAUCACCAUUUUAAUAAAGGUAUUUGGCUUGGUUUUCCACAGUAAGAGAAAUGUGUGGUAAUUGCGUUUGCUACUAGUUUGUGGUGAACUUUGCAACACUAUCUUUUUUUCUUCCUAGUUUGUGGUGAACUUGCAAGAAGCGGUCGGUACAGAUCAUUUGAGUAUUAGUUGCAAUUAGAACAAUCAGAUUGUUAAAAAGGGGGAAAGCACAAAUGUAAUCCAUAUAUGAAUUUCUAUGAUAAAUUGAUCUGGUGAAAAUAUUCCCGUUUCUUUCAAGUAUAAAUUAAAUGAAUGGUGGUUUAGUGAGUUCUUUGAAAUGCUUUGAAGGCAUUCCACGAAAAUCGGGUUGUGGUUUGUAGUGAUUCUACUUUGGGUAUGAUAAUAUUUUAUUUUUAC
Messenger RNA from Carya illinoinensis, 2876 nucleotides. Its product is annotated as DNA-directed primase/polymerase protein. The record is from RefSeq and is a predicted model, not a curated record. The transcript has 14 exons. Gene Ontology annotation, cellular component: mitochondrial matrix; nucleus. Gene Ontology annotation, biological process: replication fork processing; response to UV; mitochondrial DNA replication. Bases 95 to 1918 code for a protein of 607 amino acids. NCBI's taxonomy places the organism in Eukaryota, Viridiplantae, Streptophyta, Magnoliopsida, Fagales, Juglandaceae. Gene Ontology annotation, molecular function: chromatin binding; DNA-directed DNA polymerase activity.